This is a messenger RNA of Trichoplusia ni (cabbage looper), 4227 nucleotides long. Its product is annotated as TBC1 domain family member 25. Bases 173 to 3415 code for a protein of 1080 amino acids. Gene Ontology annotation, cellular component: autophagosome. Lineage: Eukaryota; Metazoa; Arthropoda; Insecta; Lepidoptera; Noctuidae. Gene Ontology annotation, biological process: activation of GTPase activity; regulation of autophagosome maturation. Gene Ontology annotation, molecular function: GTPase activator activity. The transcript is spliced from 7 exons. The record is from RefSeq and is a predicted model, not a curated record.
GUCAGAAUAUAAAUCGUAAAUGCCACUGCUGUCAGAUUUGUCGAUAUGAUUUUUUGUAAAAGUGUUAUUUUAAUUUUAUAGAGUUCAGUUGUAUGUCUGGUCAAAAUGUUUAUCUUUUAUCUUUGCAUUUCAUAAUUAUAUUCUUGACUUCGUAAAAAAGUAAUGUGAAAUCAUGUUUGGAUACAGUAAAGAGGCAGUUAGAGUGAAAGUCAAGAAGUGUGAGGGCAAGCUUCAACCAGAAUUGAGAAAGUUCUCAGUUGACCCUCAAAUAACAUCACUGGAAGUGUUACAAAGCAUUUUAAUAAAGGCAUUUGAUAUAAAAUCUGAUUUCACAUUAUCUUACCGAACUGCUGAUGACUAUGGACAAGAGAUUUAUUUACCACUACUGUCUGACUGGGACUUGGAUGCUGCUUUUCUAAAGUCACAUAACAUAGCCCUCAAUCAGAGAUCAGAGCCAUGUGUACAACUGAAAGUAGAUAUGAGGCCAUUUGCGGAAGCUUCAGAGGAUUGGGAGCCGCCCAGUGUGAGCCCGGCUACUCCGCUAGUCAAUCAGAAUUACCGAGAACAGCCAACGGUUGCCCCAACACAACAACAGACUGAAAAACAAGAAACACAGACUGGCUUUCAAGGAAUGAUCAUGAACCAGGUUGAAAAGACAUUCAACAUGGUGUCAAGAGCGCUUAACCUGUAUGACGAUCCUAAUACGGCCCCACGACCCCCGCUUAGCGAUAUUGAGUUCAGAGCAUUCCUCGAUACGGUGGGACAGAUAACGAACACCGCCAAACUGAGGGAGGUCAUUUACUGCGGUGGCAUAGACCCCAGUUUAAGGAAAGUCGUAUGGAAGCACAUUCUUAAUGUGUAUCCUGACGGAAUGACUGGAAAAGAAAGAAUGGACUACAUAAAAAGGAAAGCAAAUGAAUAUUAUUCACUCAGGACUCGCUGGAAAGACUGUAUUCAGAAAGGAAUGGUAAAUGCUGACCUAGCUUAUGUUACUGGUAUGGUUCGUAAAGACGUGUUACGAACUGACAGGCAUCACAACUUCUACGCCGGUAGUGACGACAACCAGAACAUAGCGUCUCUCUUCAAUAUACUAACUACGUACGCACUAAACCACCCUACCGUUAGUUACUGUCAAGGUAUGUCCGACCUCGCCUCUCCGCUGCUCGUGACGAUGGGCGACGAAGCUCACGCCUACAUUUGCUUGUGCGCCCUCAUGUCGCGGUUGUACCCCAACUUCCUACUAGAUGGAGAAGCUAUGACGCUUAAAUUUACACAUUUGACCGAAUCCCUUCAAGUUUACGACCCCGAUUUCUACAACUACUUAAAAUCACAACAGGCCGAUGACUUACUUUUCUGCUAUAGAUGGUUACUGCUAGAAAUGAAAAGAGAAUUUGCUUUCGACGAUGCUCUCAGAAUGCUUGAAGUGCUAUGGGCCUCCUUGCCUCAAAAAACUCCCAAUGUUGAAUUAUGUUUAAAAGAAAAAGAAUUUGACCCAGAAAUGGAAUUUGAAGAAGAUCCUCCUCCUGUGAGUCCUUUAAUGAAAGCACCUAGAGAAAACGCUUAUACUAAAGUAUGUGCAAUACGGCGACAGAGCUCGAGUUUUAGCCUUGCGAAUGUAAAAGCUCCAAAACUAGCUACUUGUAAACAAAUGAACCACAGCUUAGACGAAAACGUAACUCGUAAAGUAGUACCCAACCCGUCACUUCGACACGCUAAAGAAUUUCAGAGCUUAGACGAUGCUGCAUUAAAUAUACAAAAACAUAAAUUAGAUAGAAAUGACACAGAUAAAAAUAAAGAAAACAACUUAUCACCGAAAGAUAAAUUUAACCCUAGAAGGAGUAUGAAAAGUGUUCCAGAACAUGAGAAAUCGUGUUCAACACAAGAUAACAACACUACCGCCUGGGCUAGCACCGGAAAUUUAAUGAAUGGCACAUCACACGGUGACCCGAAAGAUACUCCUUUAGGAAAUCAAAUAAGGCUAUUGAGAGAUAAAAUAUCUGUUCAUAAUAAUAAGUUCUUUUCGUCACUCGACAAACUUGACUCAGAUUCUGUUAGCAUAGACUCCUCUAGUAAACCUAAAGUCAAAAUGAUAAAGAAUUUAAACGAAUUUCUCAAUUUUGCUACGGGAAGUAAAGUAGGUGCCGUGACACAAGAAAAAAUACAGCGAACAAAUUCAGUCAAAGAAAGAGCAUCUCCUAAGGAGUGUCCAAGAAUAACACUCACCAAAACAUCUUUAGACGACGUUAGGACACAUAGUUCAAAAACUGGGAAAAACAGUAAGAGCAUUUACACAGACACUAAUGAUGGUAGCAGUCCUGAUGACUCACAAGAGUACUAUCCCAUGACGACCUCCAUGACGCGAGAAUUAAGACUAGAGUUAGAACACUUAGACCGGCAGGUGUUUGGCCCUUCAUAUAUAAACCGCUGUAGCAUUAUGUAUGACUCCCCUUCAGAUUCCACUAGCACGGAUGACAAGCCAACUCAUGAUUGCACUGAAAUAAAGCAAGACGUCGUUGUUGGUGGCACAGAAACAAGAACUGAAACUAUUAGACCAGAAAUAUUAGACACUGUAAAGAAGUCACCAUUACUUGAAACCGUAAGAUCAAAUGCUAGGAGUGCUGAAGAUAUAUAUUUAUGGGAGAAUCCCUUGCACAGAAAUACGCCGACCACUCGAACAACCGCCAGUUGCCCUCAGACGCCUGAUGAACAGGCGGAACUAGAUUUCGAUGGUGAUACCGGAGAAAUCUUUGAAGAACAUUCUGGUAAAAAAUCAAUUACUCCUAUAAGAUUAUUAAGAAAAAAUCAAUCUCUAGAGCCUCAAGAGUCAUAUCAGGAUACGAAACAUUCAAACACACAUUCCAGUGAAUCAGACUCGUCUGAAAAGGAGGUUGUGGAAUCCACAGACUUAGAUACUGUUAAAAAUAAUCUACCGCACAAUUCUAAUACAUCUAGAUCGCAAAAAUUCUUUUCCAGCAUGUCACAAGAAUUGGAAAACGCUAAAAGAAAUUGCGAAUCUCUUCUUAAUGCCAAACAAACGAAUUUACAUAGCGUCGCUUCAACAAUAAACAGUUUUCAGAAAAAGUACGAGGUAUUUAAACCGCCUAUUCAGAAAACCGCCAGUGUAUCUUCAGUUACGAGUGAUGGAUCUACCAAGACUAGUAUUAGCAGUCUUCCUCCUCCAACCGCCUUUGGAGGCGGGAAUCCAUUUUUAAUGUUCCUUUGUUUGACUGUCUUGUUACAGCAUAGAGAUUAUAUAAUGAGGAAUCGUAUGGAUUACAAUGAACUCGCAAUGCAUUUUGACAAAAUGGUACGUAAACACAAUGUCAACAGGGUACUUAAUCAGGCGCGUCAAAUGUAUGCUAUUUAUUUGAAACAGCAAGCUGCAGCUCAAAAGACUGGCGAUAUAAAUACUUAAUGUAAGGAUGGAAAGAUCUCUUGUAAUGUUUUUGCUCAUAAGAUAUAAUUUUGGUCUUUAUAGUUACAUUAAACACCACUAGGGUAAGUAUUAAUAUGUUAGUAACCACAUAUUUAAUCCCAAUUUCUUGUAAAAUAUAUAUAAAUUAUAUAAUUAAGACCAGCUUUUUAAGUAGGAUUUGAACAUGGUUGGACCACAUAAAAAAAAUCUAUUGCCGCCAGUAGGAAAAAAUAUUUUGAAUACCGGCUCUCUGUACUUAGCAUAAUAAUUAUAUAAACACAGCGACGUGUGCGCUUUCAAUUUUGUAACUUUGUUUUCGACAAAGCUGUAUAAUUCUAAUACAUUUAUUAUAAAACAUUCACAUCCAUUUAGAGGAAUCAAUAUAAAUUAGUAUUGAAACCUCGAUUCCAAAGAGCCUUAUUUAAUAAAAAAUAAUUGUGAUAUUUUAUUUUUCUUAAAACAUUUUUUAUGACAAUAAAUUUAUGCUUUUGCGUUAUUGUAUAGUUUAAUGUUACAAGGCAUUCCGUGAUGCAUCUUUUAGUUAUUAAUUAUUAUGUAUCGCAUGUAAAAUGUUUAGUUUUCUGUUUUGUUCCUAUCAGAUUUGAAAUCGAAUUGACAGAGUUCUAGUCUUUCUCCGCGUUGUAGCAAAUUGCUCUUUUCGAAUUGCUUGCUGGCCUAGGUACGCAUUUAUAUUUGUACUAAUAAUAAAUAUAUAAAUCUAAAAAUCAAAUGCAUAUUCCAUUUAAAUUGAAUACUGAUUGUAAAAUGCUACAAUUUAGUCUUGUAAAUAAACAAACUACUCAAAAUCAAAA